AACGUGGUUGGGGUAGGUGUUCUGAGAAAUAGCCAAUAAGGGAGUCGGUUGUUCCUAGAGCCAACGUCUUAAGUUCUUAACAAUGGCCCCAAGGGGAUUGGUGCUCUAUCUCCUAUCGGGUUUCUCUAUGGCUAUUCUCUCGGUUCUAUUCGUCAGCCAUCCGAAUUAUAAUAACUCGUACCAAAACGGGUUGACAUCUACAAACCUCGCUCUACCGCACUCCCUGUAUGGAUCCAUCACCAAAACUGUUUGGCCCGAAUUAGAGUUCAGUUGGAGAAUUGUGUUGGCGACGGUGAUAGGAUUUCUGGGAUCGGCUUGUGGAACUGUGGGUGGAGUGGGAGGGGGAGGCAUUUUUGUUCCUAUGCUUACUUUGAUCGUUGGGUUCGAUACCAAGUCUGCUGCUGCGCUUUCUAAAUGUAUGAUAAUGGGGGCAUCCGCAUCAUCAGUCUGGUACAAUCUAAGAGUUCUACAUCCAACAAAGGAAGUGCCAAUCAUAGAUUACGAUCUUGCUCUUCUCUUCCAGCCCAUGCUCAUGCUUGGCAUCACCAUUGGUGUCGCGCUGAGCGUCGUCUUCCCCUACUGGCUCAUUACCGUCCUCAUCAUUAUUCUCUUCUUGGGAACCUCAUCAAGGUCUUUCUUCAAGGGAAUUGAGAUGUGGAAGGAAGAGACUGUUUUGAAGAAAGAAAUAGCCAAUAGACGAGAAACUGUGGUCAACUCUCGUGGUGAACUUCUGAUAGACACCCAGUAUGAGUCAUUGGUGCCUAGAGAAGACAAAGCUCAAAUGCAAAUAUUAUGUCUCAACCUCAGGUGGAAAAGGAUUUUGGUGCUACUACUUGUAUGGGUAUCUUUCCUAGCCUUGCAGAUCGUCAAGAAUGAUGUAGAGGUUUGCAGUGCAUGGUAUUGGGUGCUCUUCUGCGUACAGUUUCCCAUAGCACUCGGAGUGUUUGGGUAUGAAGCAGUCAAGCUGUACAGAGAACACAAGAAGAGGAAGAGGACGGGUAAUGCUGAAUCAAUUUGCGAGGCUUCCAUCGAAUGGACUGUAACGCACAUUGCCUUCUGCUCGCUCUGUGGGAUCUUGGGAGGCACCGUUGGGGGCCUACUUGGUUCUGGUGGUGGAUUCAUUCUAGGUCCGCUACUCCUUGAGAUUGGUGUCAUCCCCCAGGUGGCAAGUGCAACAGCAACAUUUGUCAUGACGUUCUCUUCAUCCUUGUCCGUGGUGGAGUUUUACCUUCUCAAGAGGUUCCCUAUUCCCUAUGCUCUAUACCUCACGUCGGUGUCUGUUUUAGCUGGCUUUUGGGGACAGUUCUUCAUAAGAAAACUAAUCACAAUUCUUAGAAGAGCAUCAGUUAUUAUAUUCAUUCUCUCUGGCGUCAUCUUUCUUAGCGCUCUCACAAUGGGGAUCAUUGGUAUUGAGACUAGCAUCGAAAUGAUACGCAAUCACGAGUUCAUGGGAUUUUUAGGGUUCUGUAGCAGUCAGUGAUCCCUAGCAAGGCUUAGAGAUGGAUGGUAACGGAAAGUGGUAGAAACAGAGGUGAAAGUUACAAGAAGAAGCUAGUAGCGGAGGAGCCUUGGCCAAUACCUAGUUGACCCACCCUCUCCUCCAAAAAACAAAAAUCAUAGAAUCUGCAAUGAUCAAGCAGUAAAGGUAUGGUUUUCAUGUGUAGCGUGUAGAUCAGGGUGGAGGCUGUGUUGUGUGUGUUAGCUACUGGCUAACUCCAUCCGCUACCUUGCCUCUAGCGAUAAAGAGAUUGCAUAAAAACAAUCUUACAAACCGACGUGAUUUAUCAGAUUAUAAAGUUAUUUUUAUUAUAAAUCUAACCGAAUUAGAUGAAGCUAAAUCAGUUUGUAGAAUUGCUUUUGUACAAUUCUUUUGUGGAUGUAUCAAUACUCUUAGAUAUAUCUUCAAAUAUUGCCAUUUAGAAUA
Juglans microcarpa x Juglans regia is the source of this 1924-nucleotide messenger RNA. RefSeq names its product sulfite exporter TauE/SafE family protein 4-like. Lineage: Eukaryota; Viridiplantae; Streptophyta; Magnoliopsida; Fagales; Juglandaceae. The transcript has 12 exons. Gene Ontology annotation, biological process: protein ubiquitination. The record is from RefSeq and is a predicted model, not a curated record. Gene Ontology annotation, cellular component: Cul4A-RING E3 ubiquitin ligase complex; membrane. Bases 83 to 1480 code for a protein of 465 amino acids.